Messenger RNA from Brettanomyces bruxellensis, 3141 nucleotides. RefSeq lists its product as uncharacterized. Gene Ontology annotation, molecular function: actin filament binding; clathrin-cargo adaptor activity; phosphatidylinositol-3,5-bisphosphate binding. The record is from RefSeq and is a predicted model, not a curated record. Gene Ontology annotation, biological process: endocytosis; clathrin coat assembly; actin filament organization. Gene Ontology annotation, cellular component: actin cortical patch; clathrin-coated vesicle. The coding region runs from base 1 to 3141 and encodes 1046 amino acids. The transcript has a single exon. Lineage: Eukaryota; Fungi; Ascomycota; Pichiomycetes; Pichiales; Pichiaceae.
AUGUUGGGUGUAUCUAGACUCGGUAAAGAUAUUCAGACUUCAGUUAAGAAGGCAUGCUCUUCGACUGAAACUGCCCCGAAGAGAAAGCAUGUCAGAGCAUGUAUCGUCUAUACUUGGGAUAGGAAGUCUUCAAGAGCUUUUUGGGACUCAAUUAAGAUGUUACCCAUACAGGAAAAUGAAAUUCAAAUUUUCAAAGCCUUGAUUACUAUCCAUAAAGUUUGUCAAGAGGGACAUCCCUCAUGUUUGGCAGGUGCAUACAGAAAUAUUCCGUGGAUAGAGUCGCUUGGCCGAUACAGAUCACCAGAUGGUCAAUCAAGGUAUGAGAGACUUAUUCAUGAAUAUUCUUCAUAUUUAGUACAGAAAUCCCGCUUUCACCAUGAUCAUCGUGGCUUUAAUGGGACAUUUGAGUAUAAGGAAUACAUAUCAUUAAUUGCUGUCAGUGAUCCAAAUGAAGGCUACCAGAACAUUAUUGAUUUGGAGGAUCUUCAGGAUUCGUUGGAUAAUUUAGGACGACUUGUUCUUGCCUCUGCAUCGCAGAACAGAGGUAAUGAAUGCAUGACAAGUGCAUUGGUUCCUCUUGUUGCUGAAUCAUACGGGAUUUAUAAAUUCCAAAUUUCAAUGCUCAGAGCGAUGUAUAGUAGUUCGAGUUCUCCUGAAGCAUUGGAACCUUUGAAGGAGAGAUUUGAUGAGCAGCAUCAUAGAUUGUAUGAUUUCUACGCCGAUUGCUCAAGUAUCAGAUACUUGACAAGUCUGAUAACAAUUCCAAAAUUACCCGUUGAACCUCCAAACUUGUUGGUUGGGGAUGAUGACAAUGCAUCAGGCGUUGACUCUCAAGGUGUGAAAGAAAUGCCGAGCGUCAGUACUAGUCCUAGCAUUGAUAGCAGUUCAGACAGCAGACUGGCUGGUCGUAGCGGAAGCGUUGCUGUGCAACAAACUGGUGCUGUGGCAAAUGCUUUUGACAUACGCCAGAAGAAGUAUGAACAGCAGCAAAGUGAGUUUGCUCGUCAGCAGGAGGAGAGAAAUCUUGCUCAACAACGUCAGCAGCAGCAACAACAACAAUAUUGGCAGCAGCAGCAGCAGCUAGCCCAGCAACAGCAGGAAGCAGCGCAAAAGCAGUUGAUGUUAGAUCAAGCCCAAAGUCAGGCCCAAGGAAAGGUUGCCGAAUUGGAAAGGGAUUUGUUAGCUCUCAGAGGACAACAUGAUGAGGACCAAUUAAUGUUACAAAGCUAUGAUCAAAAGGUUCAGUCAUUAGAAAAUGAAUUGAAUAACACAACAAAUUCGGCACAGCAGCAGAUUGCUUCAAAGGACGAGCAGUUACAGAGUUUAAAUGAGCAAAUCGUCUAUUGGAGAAAAAAAUACGAGUCAUUGGCAAAAUUGUAUACACAGCUUCGAACGGAACAUUUGAACUUGCUGUCUAAAUUCAAGAAAGUUCAACAAAAGGCUUCAUCAGCGCAAGAGGCUGUUGAGAGAAGAGAGCGACUCGAAAAGGAUAUGAAGGCAAAGAAUGUCGAGCUUGCAGAUCUUAUUAAGGAACGUGAUCGUGCGAGGUUACAGUUAGAGAGAGUGAAAGGAAGUCAAAAGGAUUCUUUGGAGAAAUUACAACUAGAAAAGGGUGAUUUGGAAGAUAAAUUAAGGAGGAGACAACAAGAUGCUCAAAAACAGCUUGAAGAUAUGCAAGAGAAGUUUGCUUCGCAGCUGAAAUUGACUGCAAAAUCCAAUUCAAAGGUGUUGGAUCUUGAGGAUAAACUCAGGGAAAAGGAAAUGGAGUUGGAAGCUAUGCAACAAACAAUGGAUGAAACUGUCAAUGAUCUCGCGGAGCAGCAGAAAUCAAAAGAUUUAAAAUUGAAGGAGACUCACUCGAGGUUGCUUUCACUUGUGGAUGCAAUCCUCAAAUCUGGAGUGAAGAGAAUACAGGAUUCAGUUUUUAUGCUAGAUUCGCCAAUGGAAGCGGGAAACGGUAAUGCCUCACCAUCUUACAUUUCCACUUUGAUUGAAAAAUGCUCGAAUUCUGCAACAGAAUUUUCUAAUAGCUUUAAUGCAUAUCUUAUUGAUGGACCAAAGGGGGAUGUUGUUAAUGUUAUUGAUACAAUUACAGGUUUUGCAACAUCUGUCAGUGAUAUUUUGAUGUCCACAAAAGGUCUAACUAGAUUGACUGAGUCUGGUGAUUUUCAAGAUGACCUUAUUGAUACGGCAAGAGAUGUCGCAGAGAUGGCCCAAGUAUUUUUGGAGUCAUUGAUCAGUAGCAAUCGACAGGGAAAUACAAUUGAAUCCCAAACAGACAUGGUCAUCAAUGGAAAUGUAGAUCUACAAGAGAUUUUACAGACGUUACUCCAGUUGGUGGAGUCGUUGGUUGCCCCAGGAUCGCAAGUGAAUCUUGAAAGAUUAAGUAAAGGGCAACAGGAGUUGGAAGAGGUUGUUGAUAAAGAAAUGGAAAAUGCUUCUGCAACUAUAGAUGCAGCUUCCCGCCGUUUGAAGGAAUUGCUAAAGGCAAAUGUUUCUGGUCCUAGCGUUGAAACAAUUGAUGUUCAAGUUAAUAACUCUAUUUUAGGUUCUGCCUUGGCAAUUAUCGAUGCCGUCAAACUUCUCAUCAAUGCAUCUAUUUCAUCGCAAGAGGAAAUUGUUAACAAGGGAAGAGGUUCGCAUUCUAGAAGCUCUUUCUACAAGAAGAAUAACAGAUGGACCGAGGGUUUGAUCUCAGCUGCCAAAGCUAUUGCGUAUAGCUCAAAUGUUUUGAUCCAAAUUGCUGAUGGUACCUUGCAGGGAAAUAAUUCAAAUGAAGAGUUGAUUGUAGCCUCGCGGGAAGUCGCUGCCUCGACUGCACAACUUGUAGCAGCAGCAAGAGUGAAAUCCGAUUUAAUGUCAAAGACAGAAAGCAACUUGGAAGGAGCCUCGAAGAAGGUCAACGCAGCCUGUAGAAAGUUGGUGGCAAAAGUAAACGAAUUGAUCACUAGCAAAAAUGUUAUGGAUGAUGUUGACUACUCUAAAAUGAAUGUCCAUGAAAACAAGACAGCAGAAAUGGAGCAACAAGUGGAGAUCUUAAAGCUUGAGAAAGCAUUGGACGUUGCUAGAAAGAGAUUGGGAGAAAUUAGAAAAUUCUCCUACAAGGAUGAUCAGUAUGUUAUUGAUGGAUCAAGUAGUUAG